AUGGUGAAGGACAAGUCGAAGCCCAAGAGGGCUCUGUCUCCCUACGCCGUUUUCGUUCAAUCAAUGCGUGACGAAUACAAAAAGAAGAAUCCUUCAGCUUCGAUUGACUUUUCCGCGUUUUCCAAGGAAUGUUCUGCCAAAUGGAAGGCUCUCUCAGCUAAGGAAAGGAAAAAGUACGAGGAUAUCGCGGCAAAAGACAAGGAGCGGUAUCAAAAGGCUAUGAAGAAUUACACACCGCCCUCAAAUGAUGAUAAAAAGAAGAAGAAAAAGGAUCCUAAUGCUCCGAAAAAGCCGAUGUCUGCUUUCUUUCUCUUCUGUCAGGAUGAGCGUCCUAAAGUUCGAGAGGCACAUCCAGAUUGGUCUGUCGGUCAGUGCGCUAAAGAACUCGCUUCUCGAUGGGAACAAUGCAAGAAUAGGUCAAAAUACGAUACUCAGGCUUCUCAAGAGAAGGCGAAGUACCAAAAAGCAAUGGAGAAAUACAACGCGAAGAAGGGAGACGACAACUCGUAA
Molecule: messenger RNA, 510 nt
Organism: Hydatigera taeniaeformis
Lineage: Eukaryota; Metazoa; Platyhelminthes; Cestoda; Cyclophyllidea; Taeniidae
Source: the annotation of a GenBank genome assembly